CUGCGAUUUUCUAAAACAACAGUUUUUCGAUUCAGCAUCGCCUCUCAAUAUCGACUCUUUACUCGAUGCUUUUAAUUUUUUGUCAACUCAGACUGCAAAACCAAAGUAUAGAGGCCAGCAGAGAGUGGAAGUAUUCAAUAACCGUUAUAAUCUUUCUUUAAAAAAUGCUGUGAAUUUAUGUUUAAAAAUUGAUGACUUUGUUAACCUCAAAGCCAUCGGGAAAGGCGAGUUUGGUGAAGUAAGACUGGUGAAAUUUAAACAAACUGGAGAAUGCUUUGCUAUGAAAAUUUUAAACAAAUCGACCAUUACUAGAAGAAUGGAUGAAGCCUGUUUCUUUGAAGAAAGAGACGUGAUGGUUCAGGUUAAGAGUCCUUUUAUAGUUAACUUAAAUUACGCUUUUCAAGAUGAACUGAAUCUCUACAUUAUUAUGGAUUUCCUUCCCGGCGGAGAUUUGUGGCAGAUGUUGAUUAAUACUGCCGAAGAGUGGACUGAAGAGUGGACAAGAUUUUACAUGGCCGAACUUUUGGUGGCUCUAGAAGAUUUACACAAGACCGGCUACAUGCAUAGAGAUGUUAAACCCGAAAACAUAAUGAUUGAUGCUAACGGCCACUUCAAACUUACUGAUUUUGGCUCUUCAGCAAAAAUCCCGCUGAAGGGAUUUCUAGAUGCCAACACCGUCGCUGUGGGCACUCCCUGCUACGUGGCUCCAGAGAUUCUGAAGGCGGAGGAGUACAGCGAAUCGGUGGACAUUUUUUCUUUUGGGUGCGUCCUUUUUGAAACGAUCAUGGGCUCGUCCCCUUUUGAAAGCGAAGAAAACGGCUCCAUAUUCGAAUCCAACGAAAAAACCAAAAAAAUAGAAUAUUACUUUCCUCCACCUGAUGACGAGCUCAAGUAUUCUCCUGAAUUUGCUGAUCUCGUCAAAAAACUUUUGGUUGAAAAGGAAAAGCGGUUAACCAUUGGGCAAAUAAAAGACCACCCGUUUUUUUCCUCCAUUGAUUGGUCUAAAAUACGGAACAUGGAGAUAACCCCACCAUAUAAACCGACCCUCAAAAGCAACUUUGAUACUACCUAUUUCAACGACGUGGAUGGGGAAGCACGUGCUGAAGGCUUUACAGCAACUCCCGAGUUUUCCGUGGACCAUCUUCCUUUCGUUGGCUUUACUUAUGACAAACGCCAUUUUACAGAAAGUAAAGGGAAAGAAAAAGUACGUCUUGCCGGAAACGAAAGUGAAUUUGUAAAAACACUUCAGCUCGAGCUUGAAGAAAUGAAAACUAAGUUGACUUUAGCGGAUUCCGCUGCAAAAAAAGAAAAACAAACUCUUUUGGAGCAAAUAGAAAGUCUGUCAUCCGCCGAGGCUGAACUAAAGUCGCUUGAAUGUAAAUAUAGAGCAGCCAAUAGAAAGUUGGAGCGGCUUGAGCAGGCCAGAAAAAAUAGCAUUCAAAAGCAAAUGGAAGAAUCCAAAGAAGUAGAGAAGAAUUAUAAACGAUAUGAAACGGAGUUAAGAACAACCACUUCAAAACUGAAACAAGUAACUGAAGAGCUUCAACAACGCGAAGCGAGCAUUAAAGUUCUUGAAAAUCAACUUUUACAGCAACAAACCAAUAGAAAUGUUUUAAACGAAAAAGAAAUGCUGGAGCUGACCUCUCGACUGGAAUCUCUUUCCCUUGAAAAGGAAAACAUACGCGCUGAAAACCACAACUUGUUAAAAAUAAAUACAACUUUGAAGGAGGAAAUGGAUGCAGCCAAUGAGAAAAUGACCAGCUUGACAAGAGAAAUAAAAAAAAAUAAGGAAGUUUUAGAUUCUAUUGAUCAAAAGUAUCAAACACUUCAGCAGGACUUUCAUAUGUUACAAGCAGAAAAAACUAAACUUUUAGAAGAUUUAUGCCAGCGUGAUGAGGAGUUAAAAAUAAAAGUAAAAAAUUUAGAAGACUCCAGAACUUUUAUCGACGAGCUUAACGAAAUGAAUUCUUCACUUCGCCAAACUCUAGUUCAACUCACUUCAGAAUUGGAACUUUCAAAAACGAGGAAACAUAUUUUUUUCAUAAAUUUUGAUGAAUAUUAUAUUUCAUUAUUAUUAUUGAUUUUUUUUUCCCUAUAA
Messenger RNA from Zophobas morio, 2098 nucleotides. RefSeq names its product serine/threonine-protein kinase MRCK alpha-like. The record is from RefSeq and is a predicted model, not a curated record. Gene Ontology annotation, biological process: actomyosin structure organization; peptidyl-threonine phosphorylation. Gene Ontology annotation, molecular function: ATP binding; protein serine/threonine kinase activity. The transcript has 19 exons. Gene Ontology annotation, cellular component: cytoplasm; cytoskeleton. Bases 281 to 2098 code for a protein of 605 amino acids. Lineage: Eukaryota; Metazoa; Arthropoda; Insecta; Coleoptera; Tenebrionidae.